Rhincodon typus (whale shark) is the source of this 1086-nucleotide messenger RNA. Its product is annotated as corepressor interacting with RBPJ 1-like. Bases 283 to 780 code for a protein of 165 amino acids. Lineage: Eukaryota; Metazoa; Chordata; Chondrichthyes; Orectolobiformes; Rhincodontidae. The transcript has 8 exons. The record is from RefSeq and is a predicted model, not a curated record.
CUGUGGUUGUGAAGAGCGAUGUCAAUAAAUACACAAACCCGACCUGCAUUUCUGUUCGCAAUCCCCGAACCCCCACAGAAAGUGAAACCUUCCCGAAGGUGGUGCCAGCAGCUCGGUGUGUGAGCGGCGCUGGGACACGGUCCUGUCAUUUCCUGAGACGGAGGGUAAACGGGGCGGUUACACGGAGGAAGACGCCGAGGAUUAUUCUUCCUCCCGGACAACAGGAGCCGCGGCUCCCGGGCCUUUUUUGUUAGUAAAAUUUGUGAUUAUCUUUGGUUUAUCAUGGAAAGAAGGAUAGACAGCGACAGAAGGAAAAUUAAGAAGCCCAGCACAUCUUCAGAAGAACAGAAAAAAAGAGACCGAGGAAAAACAAAAAGAGAAAGAAAACGAAGCAGAAGCAGGUCCUCCUCCACAUCAUCAUCAAGUUCAUCCUCUUCAAGUUUGUCAUCAUCUUCAAGUAGCAGAAGCAGGUCAAGUAGUAGAGACUCCCAGAAACAAUCAAAAAUAAAGAAAAGGAAGAAAGAAAAACAACACAAAAAGGGAGGAAAAAAGGAGAAAAUAAAGAAGCACAAGAAGAAAAAGAAUGUGUGUUCUGGACCUGUUCAGAUUUCUAAGUUUCUGAAAGACAGGGACAGAAGUGAUACAUACAGCAUGAUUACAGGAAAGAAAAUAAAAAUGAAAGUUAAAAAGACCAAAGAUGAUAAAGAGAGAGACCGAAAUCGAGCUGAACUCCUUCAGUUCCUGAACUCCGCAAUGUUGAUGAAAACAGGAUCUAAGUGAUUCAAACGCACACAGGCAAACCCACGAAUCUUGAAAAACUUCACAAUGAAAUUUCAAAAAAGCUGAGAGCUCAAUUGACUGAUUGAAAAUGAAUCUGGAAUAAAUAUCUAUAACUAAAAGAUGCUGCUCCAUGGUAUCGCAAUAAGUUAACUUACAUUAUUUCUUGAAAUGUUGGAAUAUUUGUUCUUAUUUUAUAUGACAUUCUGCAAUUUUCAGAUUUUUUUGUGAAAGCUGAAACCCAUUGUCUAUCUAGAUGUGAACUACAGCUAUUACAGAGAAUAAAGAAUAAUGUAUAGAAAAGGGAAA